Messenger RNA from Diachasmimorpha longicaudata, 10140 nucleotides. RefSeq lists its product as uncharacterized. The transcript is spliced from 2 exons. Gene Ontology annotation, molecular function: nucleic acid binding. The record is from RefSeq and is a predicted model, not a curated record. The coding region runs from base 9469 to 10140 and encodes 223 amino acids. NCBI's taxonomy places the organism in Eukaryota, Metazoa, Arthropoda, Insecta, Hymenoptera, Braconidae.
UAUUUUUGUUCCGUUUUUCGAUGAUAUUCCAUGAAUCAUUGUGAAGAACAAUGAAGAGUUUUACGAGGCUGUAAUAUUGAGAUUUUUCUUGUCACUCUUCAUGAUUAUUCACAGUGGAACAAAUUAGCUUAUGAGGAUCACUAUUUAAUCACAUGGAGUAGCGCAUAUUAAUCAAUGUCUCCUGAAACACUACAUCACCCCUCCCGAAUUGAAAAAACGUGAAUUCUAUCAUGAAUGGGGCAGAUUCUGAGAAAAUGAAUCUGAAAUCGGAAAACUUUGAGUCGCUCUUCGUUAGUAGGAUUUUAGAGUAGUUUGCUCCAUGUAAAGACGGACAGAAAGUGAAAAAUGUCCAGUGUUUAGAAAAGCAUGGCAAUAUUAAGUUUAAACUUUAAAUGCUGAACAUUUUAAAAAUUCACGGGAAAUCGUCAAGUACAUGUGUUUACGAAUUGUCGUACGACCGACGGUGCAUCAAAGUGGGCUCUAGAGUUGGGGCUGCACUCCUGGGAUUGUUCAAGGAUAUGCUACAGCUUAUUUACUACAAAAUUUAAUGUCAACUAACAAGAUCUAGCGGAGUUCCUAUUUCUACAGAAAAAUACACUCCAACAGUUCUGCUCAUUGUUGCAUAAAGUGCUCAUAAAAAUGUUUCUGAGCUCCAUACAUGGAAAAGAAUUAUCCACAAUCGUCAAUUAUUGCAACAAUUGUAUGUUUAGUCAAUCUAUACAUGAUACUUCAUACAGAAGGGUGUGGAUCAGUCACACGACCCUAAAUACAAUGUCCUCGGAGUUGGCCAUGACAACCAAAAAUAUGCGAUUCAUCGUUUGUUCGUCCUGGUGUGGGAAUUAUUCAUUAAAGAUGACCGAGAUAACAGUGGAUCACGGAAGGAUGGGCCGAAGGUCGAAAAAUCACUGUACGUGGCGAUGGUGACGUAGAGUCACUUUUUUAUUCAAAAUAAAUGUCAAAUUGCACACUGAACAAACAGCAACUAAUGUCUUAGAUGAAAUAGAAUUGAGCGCAUUAUGCUACGAAAUAGCGAUGGUGGAUGUGCCGGGUAGUUACCGUGAUGAUUAACCAAAAGAAAAACUAAAGUCUCCCAGUUUAAUCCUUCCCUGCGGUUGUAAGUCGCAGGUAGACACUUGGUGCGGCAACACUGUCUCCUGCACUGCUACUGACGAAUAGUGAUUGGAGAGCAGCGAUGUUCUUAUUUAUGUGAAAGGAAUAAAUAAUCACAAUCACAUAAAUUGAUAGUUCACAAUAAUUAGAAAAUCUUUAAUUAGAAAACUAUUAUACUUGAUAUAUUUAACAACCGAUUAUAAUUAUGAUAUUUGGUACAUCGAGAUCAGGACGAACGGCUGUCUCGACUAAACUCUUCAGUUUCUGUUGUAACGUGGUAUUUUACCGCGUUACUGGUUCUCGAACGUUUCGCGAUUCGGGAGACUUCCACCAGACGGGAAGUCACCUUCAAUGGCGAGAGUUCGAGCGGAGAGGAAAAUAGGUUUGAUUAUUUAUUGGAUUUAUUUUUUUUUUGAAUCAAAUUACGCGCCACCACGUUCCCACUGAGGACGACAUCAAGGAUCCUGGGGAAGCCGGAAGAGGUCAUUAGUCUUCCGGCUAAUUGGGAGGAUAACGGAUAGUUUGAUUUGGCCGACAUUGGAGCCACCAUCCAGGAAUCCUGUACCCGGAAGUGACGCAGUUGUCGUGCACGUGGCUGUUGCAGAUCAUCAAAUAUUAAUUUAAUAUUGAUGUGAGAGAAUUAUGUCUCUCAGGGCAACGGAGGACGCAGGGUGUAUUUAGAGUUGAUGAGGAUGCGUUUAUGAGAUGUUAACAGGGAUUACCUACGAUUAAUUAAUCAUGUUAAGCAUAGCUGAAAUUAAUAGCGCAGGCGUUAUGAUUAAUGGUUCUGUUACGCAUGGCUGGUUGAGUGGGAUUGGUGAAUGAUGACGUUGUCACCCCCCCCCCCACUCGCCAUUGCCUAAUAUCACCGCGUUGCCGACCUGUUGCGGAUUUUCACGUGUCGAGGGAAAUCACUUCCUGUUUGGUGGAGCUCGAGAGCGGACCUGUGUCAGUUUUGUGGUGCAACGGACGCCAUUUCACCCGAGGAUUUCUUUAGAGGUUGUGAAGCAUUUUGGGCCGGAUUUGAGGACAUGUGGAGGUUUCGAGUGAGCGUGGUGGCCAUUCCUUUUAUUUUUGGAGAGUCUGUUGAAGACUGUGGGCAGAGAUUCUAAUUUUUGUGGGUGUUACGUACACCUGGGUCCUGUGGACCAUUGUUCAAAGUAUUCUGGCAGGGAAUCUCUGGCCACUUCUUUCAGCGAUUUUGGAUUCUCUCUCUCGUUCCGCUAAUGGUUUUUCGAUUUAGUCUGAAUAAGAAUUUGUUAGUUAACUCUCUAUGAGGAGUCUUGCGACUUCUGUUCGAUGAUUUGUGUCGCAAACUCCUUAUUGUCUCGCCAUUGAAUUUGAGGUUGAUGUUCAUAGUUUCAAGGUCGCGUGACCUCCGGAUUAUUUUGUCUCUGGUUUUGUAUUUAUUUCCUGUAAUUUUGUUCGUUCGGGGUCACGCACACUUAUCGAUUUUCGCGUUACUGUUCCGAGUCACUGGAUUAUUUUGACAAAAUUAUAACGUCCAAUUCUGAUUAAUUUAUCUGACUUUUCCGACAGCAAUUGAGUUUCGUGACUCCGUUGUUUGAUUUAAUUAUUUUUUACAUUCUUUGGACAAUAGCAACUUGCGUCUUGGAACGCAGUUGUUCAUUAAGUAUUUAUUUCUGAAUCCUUUGAUUGCUUUCACAUUAUGACUUGAUUUUUUUUGUUGGUGGACUUCAGAAGAUUGUUUACUUAGUUCUUAAUUGGACAACAGUGAUAUUCUCUUAUAAAUUAAAUGUGUGUGUUGUAACGCUUGGUCGAUCUCCGUGGAGUUAUUGAAGCUGAGAGCGGAGAAGGGUUUUGUUUACGGUGGUCAUUCCAUUUUAAUGACCUGGCGCCUGACUGAUUUUUCUGAUUUUAUUUUUUGGGGUGUUCUGGUGCUAGAGGGCGGGCUAAUGGACGAAGGGCUCCGCGAACCUUCCGAAAUUACGUCACACUGUAUUUGAACUACCUAAAACUAGUGUUUUUAAUUUUAAGUUUUCACACCAAAAAGAGUGGGGAUGAAAAUGGGUUAGUAGAAAAACUAGUGGGAGGAUAUGACAUACAAUGAGGGGUCUUUGUAACAGACUCUAGAUCUUUCUUACGGGCAUAAAAACAAGUAAAGAAAGAAUAGGCUGGCAUGGUCUGGCAAUUCUCAAAUUCUAUUCCAUAUGAAAUGUUGUGACUAAUUUUUUAUCCUGCACAAAAGCUUCUUUCAUUAAUUUUAGUAUUUCUCUCUUUGUUUGUUCCCAAUCUACGUGUCAGACCUAACAUAAAAAUUCGAGAUUGUGAAGUUUAUGAUUUGUAAGGGUCGGUUUCCAGUUUAACGAAUAUUUAACGAUCGGUUCCAAAAAUUCUAAAAUAUUUAAGACCGAACACACUCCCUCUUGAGAGACUUUACUUUAGUGUAUCGAUUAACAUAGUAAAAUACCAUGAGCAAAGUUAUGGAAAAACUUAUCUAACACAUAAGGUAAAAAAAAAAACUCGUUGCACUCCGGGAUUGCAGGCAGAAGUGAAAACUUGAACUUAUGGCGAGUUGGGCACUUUUCCGAUCGUCGAUUCACGUCCCUAGUGAAAUCCUCCACUAAAUUGAGUAUAUUUUCGAUUUUUCGGGUUUUCCUACUUUUCCGGCGUUCCCAUAAUUGUUAGCGAUUUUCCGACCGUCGAUUCACGUUCCUAGUGAAAUUCUCUACUAAAUUAAGUAUAUUGUUGAUUUUUCGGGUUUUCCUACUUUUCCGGCUUUCUCAUAAUUUUUAACGAUUUUCCGACCGUCGAUUCAAGUCCCUAGGGAAACUCUCGAAUAAAUUCCGGAUUUUUUCGAUUUUUCGGGUUUUCCUACUUUUCCGGUUUUCCCAUAAUUUUUAGCGAUUUUCCGACUUUUGUAUCAACACUUUAGAUUUGUUUUUUUUAACACAAUACCAUAGCAGCAACACCAUUCAAAUGGAAUAUUUAAAUAAAUAAAGUUUGCGUUUAACAUACACUUAUAAAAUAAAUAUAAAAAAAACUCUCAAUCUCGUCUGUCACGAGGGCACGAACGAAUGCCCAUGCAAAGAAUGCGUAUACAGUGAUGCCAGACGGGGGCAAAAAUCCCACGCGUAGGGGUUUCAUGCGCAACUCCCUCGCGCAACUACUGCUGCGGAGUGGGGUAGUGGGAGACGUGUGGGUCCCGCAUCUGGCAUCACUGUAAAAUCUCAUCUGUCGCGAGUUCACAAGAAAAUGCUCACCCACAAAAGUGCCCAACGCGCCAUAAGAAGUUUUCAUUUCAAAAAUAAGAUCACAUGAACUUGAAAAGUCUUUAAGUCGUUAAUGUCCAGUUUAGUGUCUUUUUCAUUUCUUUUCAUCCAUUAAUAACGGUGAAAGUUUUCUAAUAUUUCUUUCGAAUUCACUCCUUGCAGUUCUAACCUUAACCACACAUGUAACACCAUCGCUACCUGGAUACGUCUCAAUGAUUCGACCUAAUGACCACUGUCGAGGUGGCAGGUUAUCCUCUCUUAGAAUAACAACAGUCCCUUUUUCAAUUUCGUGGCUGCCUUGGUCCCAUUUGUGCCUGAGAUUUUGUUCGUUGAUGUAUUCUUUAUUCCAUCGUUUUCAAAAUUCCUGUUGUUUUUUCGGAAUGAAUUCCCAAGAUGACAGUCGGUUUUUUGGUGUCUUGCUGAAAUCUGAUUCUGGCAAACUCAUUAAAGAAUCGCCAAUUAGGAAAUGUCCAGGAGUGAGAACGAUUAGAUCGUUAGGAUCAGUGGCAUAUAGGAGUCAAAGGACGGAAAUUUAAAAUCGCUUCGAUCUCAAUGACUAGGGUAUUAAAUUGCUCAAAAGUGACUAAGUCAUCACAAAUUCUUUUCAAAUGAUGCUUAAACGACUAGAUACUAGCUUCCCAAAGCCUGCCGAAAUGAAGGGAAAGAGGAGGAAUGAAGUGCCAAGUGAUUCCUUCGUUAGGUAGUUCGCGUUGAAUUUUGUUGUUAUGCUCGCUGGAUUGAAGAAACGAAUACAAUUCCUUAAUUUCAUUAUUUGCGCCUAUGAAGUUGGUGCCAUUUUCAGAAUGGAUAUUUUUUGGUUUUCCUCGGCGAGCAAUAAAUCGUUUUAAAGUGGCCAUAAAACCUUCGGUAGUUAGGUCAGUCACUACUUCUAAAUGAAGUGCUUUUAUCACCAAGCAGACAAAUACUUCAACCCACAUUUUUAUUCUAUUUCUAUUGCCUAAUUUCUUUUCUUUUACAUAAAAAGGUCCACAAUAGUCAACCCUAACGUUUGCAAAGGGUCGGGCUUCUGUAAUUCUUGCUCUUGGAAUAUUGUCCAUAAUAUAGUGGCUUUUCGGAGGAUUAGCCUUGACGCAGGUAGUGCAGUUGUUUAUCACCUUUCGUACCUCGUGACGUCCGUCGAUUAACCAAUAUUUUCUUUGAAGAGCGUAUAAAGUUGUUUGAGCUCCAGAGUGAAGAUUCGUGAUAUGUUCAUUUUUUAUAAAAAGGGUAGUAAUAUGAUGCCCCUUUGAAAUUAAUAAAGGAUGUUUUUGGUCAUAUGGGAUAUGUGCGUUUUUCAAUCAUCCACCUACUCGUAGUAGUUCAUUUUCAUCUAAAAAUAAAUCAAAUUUUUUUCAUUUGUGAUUGGGAGAUAAUUGAUGAUUUUUCUUGAUGUCUUUUAUUUCCGUUGAAAAUUCUGAAUGCUGAAUGAGUUGAGUUAUUUGAUUAUUUGUUUCCUUCAAUUCGGAAGCUGAAAGUAGGCCUUAUUGUUUAUUUUUGAAGCAUAGUGCACUGGCGAACAAUCUUCUCGAGUAGCCGAUGGAAGAAAAGCGUAAUAUAUACGGUAGUAUAGAUUUUUCUUCAACCGAAUUGCCUGGGAGUUUUUCCUCAAUUUUUUGUGUGGUCUCAAUUUCCUUACGGAUUUGUAGAUCAACGAGUAGGCAUUGAGUUUUCUUCAUUUCCGUCAUAUCAGAUAGAAGACUCAGUUCACUCUUUGGCCACUUGUCUUCAUGCGUAGAAAGCCAAUCUGGUCCAAAUUUCCAAUUAAGGUCGUCAGUGAAUUCGCCGGGGAAGACGCCACGAGAGAUGUGAUCUGCAGGAUUGUCCUUUGAUCGGACAUGUCUCCACUCUGCACCCUCGAUUUUUUGCUGCAUUCCUGCUACUCUGUUAGCCUCGAAGACUAAUAACUUAUUUGGACGAGUCUUGAUCCAGUGUAAAGUUAUCAUUGAAUCUGACCAAAAAAUUACUUUGCUAAAUGUAUGAGUAAGAGCUCCCUUGGCGGCUGUAUAAAGAUUAGCUAAUAGUAAUGCUGAAUAUAACUCGAGUCGAGGUAAUGAUGCAGGUUUAAUUGGUGCGCCUCGAUAUUUUGCACAAAGCAGACGUGUUUGAAUCGUGCCGUGGAUAUCAAUGGGUCGUAGAUAAGUACACGCUCCAUAUCCAACUGUGCUAGGAUCACAAAAUCCAUGUAAUUAAAUUUCCGUUGCCUUAGAAAUAAUUGUCUUUCGAUGGAAAAAUAAAUCGUUUAAUUCACACAGUUGAUUAGCAUACGUUUUACAAUCUGUGAAAAUGCUUACAGAAAUUGCAUCAUCCCAAUCUAAUUUUUAUAACCACAAGCGAUGAAGAAUCAUUCGAUCUUUAAUUAUGACAGGACCAAUGUUAUCACUCAAAUUAUUUGAACGAAUUGUUCCCUCUUGUAAUUGAAAUAAAUUACACAACACAGUUUUUUAAUUCCACAAAUGCUCACGUAUAUUUAAAUCACUUAAGGUAAAAUAACACUUUUAUUUUCUUAAAUUAUUGAAUUGAUGGACUGGCUGUCCUUUGGGAUACUAAUACUCGAAAGGGAAUGAAAAUUAUAGCUAUGUGUCGAUUGACGCGGUAGGACCAAUACUGAGCAUGUCCUCCCUUCCAAUCUUCCUCUUUUCGUCCAAGUGUUCGAAGUUUUCUUGAGGGAAAUUGGAAGGGGACUCAAUUUGCUGCUUAUUGGCUGUCCCUUUUUUUGCAGGGUCAGUCCGCGAGGACUGAGGCCCUUUUUUUAUAGUGCACGUGGCACCACUUCAGACGACAACGAGAGAGUUUUUCGGCGUCAUUCCAGUUUUAUUAGCAAAAAAGGGUCAUAAAUCAAGAAUUGUCUAGAAUUGUAAGAUGUCUAGACAGGGAAAGGGUAUAAAUUAGAGGAUUACUGUAAAAAAAUUUAAUGUUGUACGUGUUUAGUUUGAGUUUCCCCAAAUUCUCUCUCGCUGGCGCGUGAAAUGCCCCCACGUGCAUGAAACCUUUACAGCCAUGACUGCAUGAAUAUUAUUAAAUAAUUAAUGUUACUUAUGUGCUAAAUUUAGAUCAUUAAAUUAUGUUAAAAAUAAAACAAACGAUCGUCUGGUCGUAACAACCAAGAAAGCCUAAAGGGUAAAAUAUUUUGGCUACUUCAGAUAAAAUCGUUCGCUUUGUCACCUUAUUAUUGAAUGGAAUCGGCUUCACUGUGUAGACAAUUAAAUCUCGUGCUCAAUCCCAAUGAAUACCCAAUGUUUUUAAACUUGCGUCAUUUGAUGCAUUCAAUUUCAAAUUGACGCUCCCCUCUGGUAAUCCCUUUAAAACUCUAGGGUCAUUUGAGGCCCAUUCACGCAGAUUCAACUGUGCCUUCCCUAACAGUGAGGUUACUUCAGUCCGCAAUCGGAGAGCUUCUUCAUAAGUAUCAGCAUUAGAUAAAAAAUCGUCAACAUAAAAAUCUCGUUUCAGGACUUUCGAUGAAUCGGGAAAUUCGUGGCUUUCAUUGUCGGCCAGUGGAUGUACACAGCGAAUGGCUAAAUAGAAAGGCGCUGAAAGGCCAAAAGUGACGGUGUUUAAAUGAAAUAAUUUUUCAUUGCGUUGAUAUUUUCUAUCCUCUUCGCGAACUAAGAAUUGUCGCUACAUUUUUUCUAUAUCGGCAGUAAUCACAUAUUGGUGAGUAAGAACGCGAGUAAGAAGAGAAAAAAAUGUCUUGCUGUAUAGUGGGCCUAACCAUAAGUGUGUCAUUGAGGGAUACUGAGUUCUCCCCCCUGGCUGACCCAUCAAAGACAACCCUAACCUUUGUAGUGAGGCUAGCCUCCUUUACUACAGCAUGGUGUGGCAGGUAGAAGCCUGUCCCUUCCUCGUGGUUCGCUUGAGCCUCUGACAUAUGGCCCAGGUCAAUAUACUCUUGGAUGACGGCAGUGUACUCUCUUUCCAAUUCUAGGUUACGCUGGAAGUUCCUCAAUAAAAGUUUAAAGCGUUUUUGAGCUAGGUCAUGGGAAUUUCCUAGCUAGGCUUCCUUUACGUUGAACGGCAAGGCCAGUACAUAACGUGUAUUGGCGUCACGAGUAGUAUUUUGGGUGAAAUGAUCUUCACAGGGUUGUUCUCGUUUUGACCACUGCUUCGACGUAUGAAUAUCGUCCGUUUCCCAGAAAUUUUUUAAUUCUCUUUCAAUUGAAGUUACGUAAUUGUGAGCUGGAUAUCCCUUGACUGGUGGUUUACUGGCCAACACACUUCCUCCGAUGAUCAAUCCGAAACGAGUUUCUUGUAAAAUCAUAUGUGGAGCACCCGGACCAUUCAAUUGCUUUUGGCCUAGACAAAAUGAAACGAGUGUCGUGCCCACGCUCAAGAUCAUGUCGACAGGUGCAGGGGGCAAUCGACCCUAGCAAUGGGUGCAUUGGUCUAUCUUCGCACCUGGUCAGCAUCAUCGGGAGCCAACGUCAGCUUGGUCUGUGCCAAAACCAAGGUGGAUCCCCUCAAGAAGAUGACCAUUCCACGGCUGGAACUCACGGUAGCUGUCAUGGUCACAAAUCUGCUGGCCUAUGUACAGGGAGCUCUGGAACUUGAGGACGCGUAGCUCUACCUAUGGAGCGACUCAUCAAUAGCCAUCGCAUGGAUUAACGGAGAUCCAUCUCGGUGGAAGGACUUUGUGCCGAACAGGGUUCUGAAGAUCCAAGACACCCUGCCCUCUGCCAAAUGGAACCACAUCAACGGAAAGGAGAAUCCAGCGGACUGCGCAUCGAGAGGAAUAUCACCAAAGGAAUUGGGGGAGCAUCACCUCUGGUGGACUGGGCCAUCAUGGCCUGUCCAACCACCAGAACAAUGGGUAGCGGCAUCAACUGAAUUAGCAUCAGUGGUGGCAACGGAGGCGAAACCGCCCACCACCAGCUCAUAUCCAGUGCAUAUUGUCGACGAAGAUGCAAUAAUCAACCGGAUUUCGUCAUGGAACAAGGUAGCUCGAAUCACAGCCUGGGUGAAUCGAGCAGUGAAUAAAUUCAAGGGACAGCCAACACCGGAUUCUUCACAACUAGGAACUACGGAAAUGGAGGACGGAAGACUGUUCUGAGUUAAAUACACCCAACAGUGAUACUUCGAACGGGAACUCAACACACUGAGGGCUGGAAACUCACUGGCAGCCAAGCAUCGUAUGGCGACGCUGACACCAUACCUAGAGAACGACGUUAUGCGCAUGGGCGGACAUCUACGGAAUUCAACAUUGGAUCCGGAGGAGACGAAUCCAAUUAUUCUCCCACGUCACUCACCGCUAUCAACACUAAUCAUUGCGGAAGCUCAUCAGAGGAGUUUCCACUGGGGAACGCAACUCACGUUGGCACACAUCCGGCAGAAGUACUGGAUCAUCGGAGGACGGGCACCACUACGUUCACACAUACUAAAGUGCGUCAUCUGCGCGCGUCAUCGAGGCGUGCGAGCUCAACAGCUGAUGGGACAACUGCCAUCGCGACGAGUGACACCAUCGAGAGUCUUCCUCCACUCAGGAGUCGACUUCGCCGGCCCAAUCAACAUCCAGAGGUGGAGAGGCUCAGGGGCAGGCAAAACAAUGUACAAGGCGUACAUUUGCUUAUUUGUCUGUUUCGCCACAUCCGCAACACACUUGGAAUUGGUCACAGAUCUAACGGCGGCAGGAUUCCUCGCAGCAUACAAGCGGUUUACAUCAAGACGGGGAAUUUGCGCGACCCUGACCAGUGACAGGGGACUAAACUUCAUCGGGGCAGAAAAGGAAUUACGGCAAAUUAUCAACCAGGCAUUCAGCGAAUCAGCUAUCAUCAAGAACUGGCUAGCAACGAACGGGACGGAAUGA